AACUAUAAUAACCAUGGUACUGGAGGACUCUGAGAGCAGUGUCUUUGAGCUGGACAUCACUGAGGAUGAUGUGGAGACCUCCUUUGGAAGGGUGCAUUGCACCAUGAAGGGUGUCCCAAAGGGCAACCGUCCCACCAUCCUGACCUUCCAUGACAUCGGACUGAAUCAUAAGAGCUGUUUUGAGUCAAUGUUUCAUCACAAAGACAUGCAUGAGAUCUUGCAACACUUCGCUGUGUGCCAUGUUGAUGCCCCAGGACAGCAGGAGGGUGCCAGCACGCUCUCCACAGACUAUACCUACCCUUCAAUGGAUCAGCUUUCUGAGAGCCUUCCUAUGGUCCUCAAUCAUUUUGGCCUAAAGAGUGUGAUUGGAAUGGGGGUCGGUGCUGGAGCCAAUAUCCUCUCCCGCUUUGCACUAAAACAUCCAGACAUGGUUGAAGGUCUUGUUCUGAUUAAUAUGAGCACUCAGGCAGAGGGUUUCAUGGACUGGGCAGCACAAAAGAUUACAAGCUGGACUCAUGCUCUCCCUGAUUCUGUCAUUUCACACCUGUUUGGGAAGGAGGAGAUUCACAACAACCACGAACUAAUCGCAACCUUUCGUCAGCUCAUGAACAACAUUAACCAGUCCAACCUGCAACAGUUCGUCAAGUCCUACAAAAGCCGAAAGGAUCUGGAGAUAGAGAGACCAGUACAAGGAGGAAACGUUAAUGCAAAAACCCUUCAGUGUCCAGCUUUGCUCAUAGUGGGUGAUAAUUCUCCAGCUGUGGAUGCUGUAGUUGACAGCAACUCCAGAAUGAAUCCAACAACGACCACUUUUCUCAAGAUGGCUGACUGUGGUGGCCUGCCUCAAGUUGACCAGCCUGGCAAACUGAUAGAAGCUUUCAAAUAUUUCAUCCAGGGCAUGGGCUACAUGCCCUCUGCAAGUAUGACCCGUCUGGCUCGAUCUCGUACGGCCAGUAACUCCUCCAACCGGACCCGCAGCGGCACAACGGACGAGCACCGCGGACGGUCCCACACGGAUGUGUCCAUGGAAAGCGCCUGUGCGGAGCACAGUUCAUCGGGUCACUCAGUUUCCGUCGAGUUGACCUGCUGAACGUGAUAACACACCUCAGCAGUUUAACCUAGACCUGAAAUUUACUGAAGCUGUUU
This is a messenger RNA of Danio aesculapii, 1146 nucleotides long. RefSeq names its product N-myc downstream regulated 1b (gene ndrg1b). The record is from RefSeq and is a predicted model, not a curated record. Gene Ontology annotation, cellular component: cytoplasm. The coding region runs from base 14 to 1090 and encodes 358 amino acids. Gene Ontology annotation, biological process: signal transduction. NCBI's taxonomy places the organism in Eukaryota, Metazoa, Chordata, Actinopteri, Cypriniformes, Danionidae. The transcript is spliced from 14 exons.